UCAUAAACCAAAUUCAACUAAGUAAAGGAUAUCUAAUAGUUUUCGUUUUUACGGUAACCAACGGAUAUUUACAAAACCUAUAUAUAAGCACACAUCUCCCUCAAUUCCUUCUCAAUUGAUUGCACCACAACAAAAUCUCACUCCAAUUUUUUGAUUUUAAUUGUCUCUUUACUCGUUCCUUCCCUUCCCGAUUACUGAUCUUCCAUGGUUGAUUUAAAACUUAAUAUCUCCGAGGCUUUUGAUCCAUCCGCUGAGUCGAAGGAUUCGUCUGCAGCAUCUACGAGCUAUGUGCAUAUCCGAAUAUACGAGAGAAGUAACAUGACGACGCUGACUAAAAUUCAAGGAUUACCUAAAGAAUAUAGCUACUCAAAGAUUCUCAGGGAUCUGAAGAAGGAAUUCCGUUGCAGGGGGGAUGUUAUUAAGGAUAAGGAACUCGGUCUCAUAAUCCAGCUCUCCGGUGAUCAGCGCAAGAAUGUUCAUACUUUUCUUGUCUCUGUUAAGAAUCUAGUUCAUAGGGAAAAUAUCAAGGUUCAUGGUUCCUGAAUUCUUUCAGGAAUUUAUCCCAAGUCCGCAUUCAUUAACACUGCUUAGUUUUAGUUGGUUUUCCUUUUAAUGUACUUUGAGCUACUGAAGUUUCUGUUUUUCUCUAACAAUGGAGAUCGAAUCUUACAUUUCGAUGCGAUGAGUAUUUUAU
Molecule: messenger RNA, 694 nt
Organism: Mercurialis annua (annual mercury)
Lineage: Eukaryota; Viridiplantae; Streptophyta; Magnoliopsida; Malpighiales; Euphorbiaceae
Product: protein translation factor SUI1 homolog 2-like
Exons: 2
Coding region: 205-543 (112 amino acids)
Biological process (GO): translational initiation
Molecular function (GO): translation initiation factor activity; RNA binding
Source: RefSeq, a predicted model, not a curated record